Messenger RNA from Rangifer tarandus platyrhynchus (Svalbard reindeer), 1378 nucleotides. Lineage: Eukaryota; Metazoa; Chordata; Mammalia; Artiodactyla; Cervidae. The record is from the annotation of a GenBank genome assembly.
CACGCAGACCCUUUGCGGAAGGGGGCCACGACCACGGGGGCCACUGUACGGUGAAGUAGGGGUCCGCUCGUCGACCGCAGCAGAAGAACAAGCAAAAGCCCCGAGUGAGACUGCCCAGAAGACGGCAUGCAACAUGCACACUGCUUGUACUCAUCCUGCGAUGGUCAUCUGGCAGUGCACCGAAACUGGCGGGCCCGACCACGGCUCGACCAGGAGUCAUAGGUUAAAUGCUUGCUCGUCGACGCGGGUUGUGCGCGCGGAAAUCGCAUCCCCGAUGCUAGACUGCGUACUCGAUCACGGCGACGCCGUUGUCAUCGACAAUGGCUCGCAUUCAUUCAAAGUAGGAUACUGUGGGGAAGACCUGCCUCGCAGCGUGGUCCCGGCCUUGAAGGUUACCAUUCAGAGAAGGCGCGACUCCGAAGAUGAUGGGCCUGCGGAGGACAGGCCACAAGUCACAACGGAGGUGCUACUUGGCAAAGACGCGUGGAAAGCUCAUGACCCAGAACGGAUAGUGACGACGCCGAUAAAGCAUGGAAUGAUUGUGGAUAAAGAGGCACUAGAAGAGCUCUGGGAACCUAUUCUGGAGAAUCAUGCCCAAACAGAUGCGAACAACCUUACUAUGCUCGCCACGUAUCCGCCGCUGACCCCGCCUGUUACGCUAGAGUGGAUGGUGGAAGUGCUCUUCGAGAAAUUUCAUUGCCAGCGUCUCGCGCUGAUGCCGCCAGGGCCGCUCUCUUUGUUUUCUACAGGGCGCUCUCGAGGCCUCGUCGUGGAAAUUGGAGAGAGUAUUACCAGCGCUACACCGGUUUUCGAAGGGUUCCCACUUGCUUAUUCUACCUUCAGAAUGUUCCGGGCUGGCGGCGCCGUGAGUACGGCUCUCAGUCAGAUCCUUCGACAGACCCCGUCGCUCCAUGGCUCCCUGUACUUCAGUAAUGCUGAAGUGAAGGAAGAGAUGAAGCACAAACUAUGUUCCGUGGCAGUGCCGGAUCUACAUACUCAGCUGCGGAGCGCGGAUACGUCAACCUUUGAGGACCGGGCCUUCCAACUCCCGGACGGUUCAGUGAUAGAAGUCAAUCAAAGGCUCCGGUACGAGCCGGCAGAGGUCCUUUUUGAUUCGACGAUACUAGCGGAAGAUUUAUCGUCGGUGCCAGAUGUUCCUCGGCUGCUUCAAAGUGAGCUGCGCAGCAGGGAGACGCUACAAGGCCUUGUCUACGCAGCCAUAUCCGCCACCGACACGGAAUUUCAGACGGACAUGAAACAAAACGUUGUCCUAGCAGGUGGCUCCUCGCUUCUCCGGGGCCUGUCUGACAGGCUGCUAGGCGAGCUGUUUGUGUUUCGAACAGGCGGAUUCGAAUCCCUACAAUAUAAUUGCAGAUAG